AUGAUCAUUAACUAUAGCCACUUCGGUGAUGUAAUAACGUUUGAUACAACGUAUAGUACAAAUAGAGAUGCAAGGCCACUUGGAGUAUUUUUGGGUCUCAAUCACCAUAAAGAAACUGUUGUAUUUGGAGGUGCACUUUUAUAUGAUGAAACAAUUGAAUUUUUUGUAUGGUUAUUUGAGACCUUCUUAGAAGCAAUGUCUGAAAAGAAGCCAAUCACUAUUUUCACAGAUCAAGAUGCAACAAUGUCAGUUGCAAUAAAAGUAGUCAUGCCUAAGACAUAUCAUGCAUUGUGUAGUCGGCAUAUGUGGCAGAAUGCUGAGAAACACUUGGGUCAUUUACUAAAAAAUGAGUCUCAAUUUAACAAUUAUUUCUUAGCAUGUAUCUAUGAGUAUGAUGGUGAAGGUGAGUUUCUUACAGCUUGGAAUAAAAUGCUGGAUAAAUACGAUGUUCGUGAAAAUAAAUGGCUAAUUGAUCUAUUUAAAUUGAAGGAAAAAUGGGCCCAAGCAUAUGUUAAGAGAACUUUCACUGCAAGAAUAAAGAUAACCCAGCUUAGUGAGAGUUUCAAUGCUAACUUGAAAGAUUGCUUGCGUACUAAUCUCAAUAUAGUAGAGUUUUUCACUCAUUUUGAAAGAACAGAAGUUGAAGAGGUAAUAGCACUUUCCAUCCUAGAAUGCAAUGUGAGUCAAACACAUAGUUAUGUGGUUGGAGUUUUCAAUCAACAUGGAAAAUAUGAAGUCAUGUGGAAUCCAUUAGAUGAGACUCUAUCUUGUAGUUCCAGGAAGUUUGAGUCAUUUGGUAUUUUAUGUAGGCAUGGUUUGAAAGUUCUUGAUGUAUUGGAUAUCAAGUUGAUUCCUAAUAGAUAUAUCAUGAAGAGGUGGAGAAGAGAUGAAAAAGAUGGAAGCAGAAAAAAUUGCACAACACAUAACAUUAAGCCGGAUACUCAAUUGGAAUAUGAAAUAUAUGCACAUGACAUCAUGGUACAAAAGAAAAUUGAGGAUAUCUCUUCUGGAAAUAUUACUAGUUUUACACAACUUUUAAUGUCGGCUUCUACAAGUUCUGCAUCACAUCAAGGAGGCUCAUCAGCAAGUGUUGCAUUAGCAUCACAUUUAAAGAGUAUAUCAAGUGUGGUAGGCUCCAACGACAAAAUUGAUGGUGCAGGAGGUCUCUUGACUCAAGGAAGUAUUGCAAGUGGAGGUCCCUUGACUCAAGAAAGUGUUACAAGUUGA
Messenger RNA from Quercus robur (English oak), 1227 nucleotides. Its product is annotated as protein FAR1-RELATED SEQUENCE 5-like. Gene Ontology annotation, biological process: regulation of DNA-templated transcription. The coding region runs from base 1 to 1227 and encodes 408 amino acids. The transcript is spliced from 4 exons. NCBI's taxonomy places the organism in Eukaryota, Viridiplantae, Streptophyta, Magnoliopsida, Fagales, Fagaceae. The record is from RefSeq and is a predicted model, not a curated record. Gene Ontology annotation, molecular function: zinc ion binding.